Messenger RNA from Erigeron canadensis, 648 nucleotides. RefSeq lists its product as uncharacterized. The transcript has 3 exons. The record is from RefSeq and is a predicted model, not a curated record. Bases 1 to 648 code for a protein of 215 amino acids. Lineage: Eukaryota; Viridiplantae; Streptophyta; Magnoliopsida; Asterales; Asteraceae.
AUGGAAGAAAAGCUAAAGCCACGCAUGUUCACCACGUAUUCCCCAAAAGUGGGUCUACUAAAAAUGUUUUCUCCAAGAUUAAUAUGUAUCUACGCUUCUUUGCUUGUUUAUGCCUUCCUCUUGCUACCCACCCCUGGCUUCUCUGAUGAAGAAGACAAUCUUCUACAAGGAAUCAAUAGUUUUCGCCAAUCCAGGAACUUAGCAGCGUUGACUAAGAAUGACAACGCCAAUUGCGUGGCUGAUGAAAUCGCAGAAGCAUUGGAACAUAAAGCAUGCAGCUCCAUGGCAGGUCCAAGCAUCAUUACAAGCACCCAACCUCGGUAUGCAGACUAUUCUGAAAUAGUAAAGAAAUGCGACAUUGACAUUAACACUACUGCCGAUGGUGUCAUUUUGCCUGUAUGUGUGCCAAAACGGGUCCCAACUCUUGUGCUCACAAACUAUACGCAAUCAUCAUACGCUAGCUAUCUGAACAAUUCGAGGUAUAGUGAAGUUGGAAUCGGCAAGGAGGAGGAUUGGGUGGUAAUGGUGUUAACAGCCAACACACCUGCCGGAACAUUUUCCAACAUGGUGGCACCGAGGCUUAGUUCAGUGGUUCAUGUGAGCUGGGCUUUGGCUGUGUCGAUAGUGAUUUGGUUCGGAAUAUGGUAA